AUGCGUGAAUUCUCCCUACCGCCUCCCCAAGGACGAGACGAUACCGGAGACGACAGUGAGGACUGGCCCUUGGACUCCGACGACAUGACAUCCGACGUGUCGAUGGACUCCGAGGGCUUGCCCACAGACCCGGAAAGGACACGCCGCAAACGGCGAAUCCCGGAAGAUGACAAGGCGCCGCCCCUUGGUAGAGGAGCGGUGCCCAAGGCUAAGAAGGGACGUGGCCGGCCACCAACGACCGGCCAAUACGUCGGCCUAGCUAAGGCCCAAGAGGACCUAAGGCGGGAAAAGGAGGAAGAACGCCGGGCUGCAUUCAGGGCGAAAGUCGAAGAGGUAGCCCGGGCGGCGCGGGAGGAGCGGGAGGCGAGAGAGGCGCGAGCCUCCCUUCGCGCAAGCCCAGCCCUGACUGCAGAAGACACGGAGCAGACGAGCGCGGCCCUGGCGGGUAGCGUAGAGAGGGCCUUGGAAAUGGUGACGAUGGUCGCUACAAGGUCCUCCAACUUGAAGGGCACGUACCAGCGGGCCCUCAAGGAGGCGGUCGCAUCCAUAAAAGCGGCCGUCACGGAGAUGAGGGGCCGCGGUCAAACGGCUGAAAUACGGGCACUGGAGGAGCAGAACGAUCGCCUCCUGCGCCAAGUCAAUGCGAUGCGUCGGGAGCUAGAGGACCUGCGGCGUCGCGUGACUGGGCCCGCACCUGACGAUCUGCAGAGGAUGUUGUCGGAGGUCUCGCGCUCCAAUAUCGAGACCUUCGGCAACAUGCUGAAUGCACGGCUCGCCGGCCUGGAAGAUAGGCUCUUGCCCGAGCCUCGGAGAAGACCGCCGCUGGCGGCGGACGGUGCUGGUCCAUCAUCCGGCGCCCCACCAACAGCGGCUUCCAAGAAGACGCCGAAGCCGAAGAAGUCGGCAACGGCCAAGGCACCGGACGAGAGUUCGGCAGGCAGCGCGGCGGUCCAUUUACAGCCGCCGGCUGCGCCUGCAGAGAAGGGGGCUACAAAGUCCAAAAGGAAGAAGAAGAAGAAGCGGCCAUCAAUGGCCGCUCAAGAGGCGGCAAAGGGGGGGCAGAACACCAACGCCCCUCCCGUUGAGGCCCCGUGGACCACAGUUGGCCCGCGCAGGCAGAAGAAGACAGGGGUGGCUACUUCAGCUAAAGCCGCCCCAAGAAAGAAGAAGAGGAAGGCCAAGCUCCGUGCUCCAGCCACCGCGGCGAUCACUCUCACGUUGGGGAAGAACGCCGCGGAGAAGGGCGUCAAAUACAGUGACGUCCUUUUAAAGGCUAAGAACGCGGUGACGACCAGCGGACUGGCAGAGCUGGACAUCCAAAAGCUCCAGCUCCGCUUCCGUCUAGCUCAGACCGGUGCGCGCGUCCUCACCAUUCCUGGUGAGGGCGCCCAAGAAAAGGCGGACUCCCUCGCUGAGAAGCUGAGGGAAGUUCUCGACCCUGACGUUGUAAAAGUCGGACGCCCGGCGAAAUGCGUGGAAAUGCGUAUCGCCGGGCUGGACGACUCAGCUACGACAGCCGAGGUCAUCGAGGCGGUGUCUAGAGAAGGUGGGUGCCCGGCCAACUCCAUCAGGUCGGGCCCAAUAAGGAAAGGAAGGUGGGGCGACGGCUCUGUCUGGCUGAGCGUCCCCGUUGCGGCCGCCAAAAAGCUCAUCAGCUUGAAGCGGCUGCAAGUUGGCUGGGUGUCGGCUAAGCCGGAGCACAAGGCAGCCGAGUGCCGGGAGAAGCAGCCCAAUUGCUUCUUCUGCGAGGCACUCGGCAAGGACAAGGACCAUGUGCUGGGUAGUAGCGGCUGCGUCACUGCGAAGCCGCUCCCCAGCACCAAGCGCCGGAAGAGACGCGGAGCUCCCUCCGAAAAGGCUCGGCCAAAAGAGCCUGGAGCCGGUGGUGCUGGGGUUAGUCAGCCCCAGCCCGCCAUGGAGGUGGAGCCAUAG
Aricia agestis (brown argus) is the source of this 1932-nucleotide messenger RNA. RefSeq lists its product as uncharacterized. The transcript is spliced from 2 exons. NCBI's taxonomy places the organism in Eukaryota, Metazoa, Arthropoda, Insecta, Lepidoptera, Lycaenidae. The coding region runs from base 1 to 1932 and encodes 643 amino acids. The record is from RefSeq and is a predicted model, not a curated record.